AUGGCAUUCUCCGCCUUUGACAUCACACCCGAAAAGGAUGCGGGCGAGUCCCGCGAAAAGAAAUGGCCCUGGUAUGGUGCACCCAUCUAUGCGGCCAUUUGCUUUGCCCUCUUCUAUGUGUCCGUGCUGCCCAGCUUCUACUCGUACCCCGACAUGCUGUACCAGCGGGAUGAGGCACAGCACCCGGAUGAGUUCAUUGGCGAGCGAUCAAUGAAGCAGCUGGCAGAGUACGCGGCGAUCGGCAACAAAAUGAGCGGCUCCAUCGCCAAUGAGGUGCACACGGUGAACUUUUUGCUGCGAGAGUUGCAAAAGAUUGUGGACGAGUCGCGCUCGGACCUGUACGACAUUGAGGUGGAGAAGCAGUACUCCUCGGGCUCCUUGUUCCUCUUCGGCAGUGCCAUGAGCUACUCGAAUGUGUCCAAUGUCGUCGUCAAGAUCAGCCAAAAGAGUCAGCAGAAUGACAACUAUUUGCUGGUCAACUCACACUACGACUCGGAGGUGGGCACACCGGCGGUGAGCGAUGAUGGCGUCAUGGUGGUCAUUAUGCUGGAGGCUCUGCGUGUCAUCUCGCGCUCCGAGAAGCCGCUGGCCCACCCAGUUGUGUUUCUGUUCAAUGGCGCCGAGGAGGCCUGCAUGCUGGGCUCACACGGAUUUAUCACACAACACAGAUGGGCGAAGAACUGCAAAGCCCUCGUCAACCUGGACUCUGCUGGCGCUGGUGGUCGCGAAAUUCUCUUCCAAACGGGCCCGAAUCAUCCUUGGCUGGCCAAAUACUAUCACCAGAGUGCGGCCCAUCCCUUUGCCAACUCCAUGGCCGAGGAGCUGUUCCAGAACAAUUUUAUCCCCUCCGACACGGACUUUCGCAUCUUUCGGGACUAUGGCUCGGUGCCCGGUCUGGACAUGGCACAUGCCCUCAAUGGCUACGUUUACCACACGAAGUAUGACAACUUCAAGAACAUUGAGCGGGGCACGUACCAGUCAACGGGUGAGAAUGUCCUGCCGCUGGUCUGGGCGCUGGCCAAUGCCCCCGAGCUGGAUGACACUGCCGCCCAUGAGGAGGGUCACACGGUGUUCUAUGACUUUGUGGGUUGGUUCAUGCUCACCUACACGGAGUCCGUGAGCAUUGCCAUCAACGUGACGGUGUGUGUGCUGUCCCUGCUGUGCAUUGGCAUCUCUCUGUAUCUCAUGUCCGUGGACGAUGGCGCGGAUGCGCUGAAGGCCAUCUUCGUGCGCUUUGGCAUCAUCUUCCUGGUGCAACUGGGCACGGUGCUGGCUGCCUGUGGACUCACCAUACUCGUGGCUGUCUUCAUGCAGGCCGUGGGUUUGUCCGAGUCCUGGUACUACGGUCAUUGGAUGAUCUUUGGGCUGUACUUCUGCACGCUCUUCUUUGUGCUGGGCCUGCUGCCGGCCAUCUACAUUGGCUGGACGAAGCGGCGGACCAACAUGAAGCUGGAUCAGACCAUCUCCUGCUUCAUGCACGCCCACUGCAUUGUGAUGAUUGUGUUGUGCAUCAUCAUGACCAGCAUGGCCAUACGUUCGGGCUACUUCCCAAUGAUUGGCGUCUUCUUUUAUACGAUCUCCGUGGUGGUGCAGAUAACGCUGAAGCUGUCGCUGAAGAAGAGCUACUUCGUCACGAGCCAUUUGAUCUGCCAGGUGCUGCCCUUCAUCUACUACACGUACAUGUGCUACGCCAUUCUGAUUGUGUUUGUGCCCAUGCAGGGACGCGAUGGCCCCGACAGCAGUCCCGACGUGCUCGUCUCUGUGUUCAUUAUUUAUAUGACCAUGCACUUUGCGGGCUUUCUGAUUCCCAUUAUGCACAAGUUCCGCAAGCCCAAGACUAUUUUCUCCAUCUUUGGUGCCUUGACAAUCAUAUUCAUUAUCAUAGCAACGACCUCCGCGGGCUUUCCUUUCGUCAAGGAGCUGGCAGCACAGCGUUACUAUGUGCUGCACACCUCGCGCACCUUCCACAAUGCGGACAACACUGUCAAACAGGACUCUGGCUUCUAUAUACAACCCGUGGACACAAGACUGGGCGAGCUGGAUGAUUCGACAUUCAAGAACAGAGAACCCUCCAGUUGGACGGAGGCCACGUGCGCCGCGGAGCCUUUUUGUGGUUUGCCCAUCUACAGCGGUCGCUGGAUUGAUUGGAAAGACUCCGCUCGAUGGAUCUACAGCACAGCGCCACAGCUGCCCAUGAACAUCGAGCUAACGCAAGUUUCCAAGGCAUCUGUGGCAGCGAACAAAAUCCGCUACGAGUUCAGUUUGCGUGCCAGCGAUCGCGUCAUGAUCUACGUUGAUCCGUUGGCUCAGGUCAAAGUCUCCGACUGGUCCUUUGACAAGACACCGCUGGACGAGGCGCACACGCCGCCCUAUCUGAUGUAUCACAUCUACUCCCUCACCGAUGAGCCCUUUGACUUUUGGGUGGAGCUCGAGCACGAGGAGAGCAAUACGCAGGGGCCGUACUUCAAGCUGGUCGUGUCCGAGCACUUCCUCUACCACAAGGAGCACUACACCGAGGACUUCCGCACAUUCCUCGACACUUUUCCCGACUGGACGUACACCACGGACUGGUUCUCCUCGCUGGAGAGUUGGGUGCUGUAGUGGACUUAGGCUUGCGACGAUUUGUUAACUUAAUAAAUAAUUUAUGAUGUAUUUU
Drosophila subobscura is the source of this 2656-nucleotide messenger RNA. Its product is annotated as endoplasmic reticulum metallopeptidase 1. The transcript has 6 exons. Lineage: Eukaryota; Metazoa; Arthropoda; Insecta; Diptera; Drosophilidae. The record is from RefSeq and is a predicted model, not a curated record. Gene Ontology annotation, molecular function: metalloexopeptidase activity. Gene Ontology annotation, biological process: proteolysis. Bases 1 to 2601 code for a protein of 866 amino acids.